This is a messenger RNA of Solanum lycopersicum (tomato), 945 nucleotides long. RefSeq lists its product as uncharacterized. The record is from RefSeq and is a predicted model, not a curated record. Gene Ontology annotation, molecular function: zinc ion binding; nucleic acid binding. NCBI's taxonomy places the organism in Eukaryota, Viridiplantae, Streptophyta, Magnoliopsida, Solanales, Solanaceae.
AUGCUGGUUAACCCUGCUGGGUUGACUGAUCCUGAGGUGAGGGCAUCUCUUGCCCAGAUAGCACAGACCAUCACUUUGCAGGCUCAGGCCAUAACUGACCAAGUCAACCGACAAAAUGUUCAAAGGGAGAACCCACCGAUUCGUACCAUGGCUGACAGGGUCUAUGACUUAAGAGGACCCCAGGAGUUUGUGGACGAGGUGCAUAAGAUCUUGGUGUCUAUGGGGGCCACCGAUACUGAGAAAGCAAACUUGGAUUCAUAUCAACUCAAAGAUGUUACACAGAGUUGGUGCAAGAUGUGGCAGGAUAGUCAAGCUUUGGGCGGAGUUACGAUCACUUGGGAGCUGUUUAAGACAGCCUUUCUGGAGAGAUUCUUCCCCAGGGAGAUGAGGGAGACAAAGGGAUUGCUGAGGAUCUCGAGGAGGAGCAUAGGGCAGCUAUGCUGCAUGACAGUAUGGACCUUUCCAGACUUAUGGUCCAUGUCCAGCAAGUGGAGGAAAGAAGAAUACACUAGGCCAGAGAAUAGGUCAAGGAAAUCCGAGGAGAAUUUUUCAAGGAAGAGUAGUACUAAAAUCAGGGACAAGCCCAGGUUUAAGAAGGGACUCUCCCACAAAGGGGAGUCAAAUUCAUCCAAGGGUCGCUAUGAUAGGAAUUCUGAGUCAAGAGUUAAGAGAAACAAUGAAGUAGAUACACUUCAGGAGAGACCACCUUGUAGGAAGUGUGGCAAACUACAUGGAGGAGAGUGUAUGAUGGGCACUAACGCUUGUUACAGUUGUGGCAAACCGGGUCAUAUGGUGAAUGAUUGUCCAAAUAGGAGAAGACAAGAACAAGGGAAGAGAAAGUUCAACCUAAUGGUCCAAGUGAAGAGGAUACAAGGAGGCAACAAUUCUUCAAUCAAGUCUAGGGGUGCAGGGGAACGUAACUCUGGUGAAGUCUCGGGUUGGUAG